CCUGAAAAAUGAAAAAUAGCAUUAAACAAUGGAAAAUACAGACUACAUUUCAAUUUGAGUGAGAUUAAGAUGAUUUCAAUUUUCGAAACUCACCCCAUUGCUCCUCCGCGACCUCUUGGCAACACUCUAGCACCCAAGAUUUUUACUUUGCAAACAAGAAUUUCUAAUCAAGUCUCCACUUUGACUUUGGAUUAUUAUUUCACGGAAAUGACAUUCGUAUUUAUUCAGGCUCUUUUUUGCCUUAAUCCUAUGUUUUGAUGUACUCAAUUACAAUAAAAUCUAGUCGCAAAUUGCUCAUAAAUAAUAAAACAGAACCAUGAAAGCCAAAUCCAUCACUUGUGUGCGAGAAACACUGCAGUUAGGUCAGACUUUCAUCAAAAGUGCGGUUGUGUAAGGUCGUCGAAUCCCACAGUGUCCCUUGGUGAAACAGUCAUAUAACAAGGAUAAGAGAAAAAGAGAUGGCUUUAAACGCAACUGCAGUGCCAACAAAGAUCGGUGGAGUGGUAGCAAUCACUCUGCUAAAACUAGUCAGAAAUAAGUCUAAGAUUGAUAAUGGAAGUCUUGAUGUCGCCUCUGAAGUAGGAGAGAAGAUACCAUUUAGUAACUUGUACAUAGCCUGGUUGUGUGUUGCUGCUGUUAUUUUCAUACCAGGGCUUUUAGCUAACGGUAUGAUCAUUUUCGCUCUGUUCAAAGUUGAAAAGCUACGUGUUGCAUCAAAUUACUUGAUUGGCAGUCUAGCAGUGGCCGACCUAAUGAUGAUGGCAAUCAUGGUGUCAUUUGUAUUUAGCGAUGUGUUCCAAGUCGAUAUUCCUUUUUACCUGUUUCCGUCCCUUGACAUUCUAGUCGGAUCAGCAUCGAUCAUCAAUUUGGCCGGCGUAAGCUUUGACCGGGCUACGGCGGUGAUGCGCCCUUUUCAUUACCACGAUACGAUCAACUUAAGAAAGACUCUGCUUGCAAUUAAAUGCAUCUGGAUUUAUGCCUUUGCUAUAUUUAUUCUAGGUAUGCUUAGGCAAGUUAUAGCUUCCGAAGCCUACCACCUAACCGUGUUGUAUAUAGCUUACUUCUUUGGUUUUUUCGUUCCAUGCAUUGUUAUCGUGGUUUCGUAUGCCCUCAUUCUGUAUGCUACUGUGAAGAAUGUCAAACUCUCGCGAAGCGUCGCUAAAGCUGUGUACAGCGCAGCAGCCAACUUAAACGAUGAAUCGAAAACAAACUAUUUCCGUUCAAGGCAUCUGCGCAUCCAAGAAAUCAAAGUGGCGGGCAAUUUCAUGGUGAUAUUGCUUCCAUUUCUCGCUGGUUGGAGCUUUUUCUUUUGCACAAGCUUUCAUGAGAUGGUCGUUGGUCAUUAUGUAAGGAGCAGUCUUUAUGAGUGGUUUCUCUUAGUCGUCCCUUGGGUAAGCAGCAGCAUCAAUCCUGUGGUUUACCUCUUAUCCACUGCAUCCCUUCGUAAAACCUGCCUGAAGCUGAUUUGUAAAGGAAAGCCACUUGCACGCGCGAAAGAGUCUAUUAUGACGACACUGCAAUCAAAACGAAAUUCGACAGCAGAGAGAAGAGCAAGCCAAUCUUCUGAAGCUAAGGCACUGUUUUUAGAAAGGCUCAAUCCAUUAAACUUCAUCUUCAAGAAAACGAAAGCGGGUUACAACAAUUCUGGUUCUGUUAAAACAAUUGAAGAAAACAGGGUGCCAUUGAACAUUCCGUUCUCACAACAAUCUCAAAAAAGAUCAGUUGAAAAAAUGGAAGAUGCUGACAAAGGCUGUCUCUUGGUUUGUAAUUCUGUACCAAAAUCUACAUGUUUGAGCAUAAUAAAAGACCAUCAGCACGAGAUUGCACUAUGAAAUGCCGCUAUGCAACUGAAAAUUUGCAUGAUCAUGAAAUAUCUCUAGACGGUAUAUGUUUUAUCUCGAUUACCAGAUGUUUGAUGUUCCCAUGCUUGUGAAAAUUGAAGCCACAAAUCAAGACACAGUCGACCAGACAACUUUCGUAAAUCAUGCUUUUAUCUGAACCUGAAAUGUCUCUGGAACAAUUUAGAGGCAAUCGACAAAUACUUACAUCCGUCGUCAAGCCAUCUAACUAAUGGCCGAUCAAAAAGCAUGGUUCCGCUUAGCUGCUAGCGUAUUGGCCAAUAGUUGAUUAACAGGUGGUUUAAGAAACUUUUGACAUGCAUAAAUACAGCGAAUCAAAUAAUAACUUAGGCCAAAUUGAUCAGAGCACGCGCACAAAAGAAUUUAAAUCAACUCACGUGAAACUACUGCGUGCUACUCUAGGAUUUUACCGAUUUGCAGAAAGGCAGAAACUGUUUAUGUGUUUUUCUCUAUGCGCGAUUUGAUUGGUCAAACGCUCAUGGUCGAAUGGCUGUAAGCCACUUUUUCUUGUGUCAAAUGUCGUUAAGGUUUUGGAGUUGCUCGAUUUGGAGAUUUGGAGAAUUGCUCGUAAUGUUUUUCUCGGAUUAGAUAGUAAGAGCAACAGACGUAUUAAUUUCUUGAAUAUGAAAAAUAACGGGUCGCGUUUGCUUUAAUUAUUUAGGAAUUUGCUGUGUAUUUAUAAUGACCAUUUGCCAUUGUAAAUUUGAACACGAGGAACCCAUAUUGACGGCAACUUUUAAAAUUUGGUCCCUAACAAUUGAAAUUCUUAAAUUUGAUUAAUAAAGUUUGCAAAAGAUGAGAUAUGAGUUGGACAAAGGGUCCGGCCAGAGUGACUUAAUUAGGUAAUCUUAUUCAUACGAUUAAAACGGAAACAAUAUAAACUUGAUUAGCAUGAAAAGAUUUUCUUUGCUUCCUGUUUACUUUAAAGAAUGUUGGCCAUAGUAACAGGAGCAACUAAAUAAAGUAUGUAGAUUCAUGCAGCAGUAUUCCGUUUCGAAUUCAUGUAAAUAAAGAAAGUAGUUUGUAAAUAAUUCACAGCUUUCAAUGGUAAACUCACUGGAACCUCCAUUAAUGGGCAACUCUAUACAUCGGACACUUUACAACAGCGCAGAGAUAUUUUUAUCCCAAAUGGCCAAAACGCCCCUAAUGUAACCUAUAUUGAGCAGACACAAACAUUUGGGUAAUUACACUGGUCCGAGCGAUGUCUGUUAUAUGGAGGCUCCAAUAUGUAAAAAUUGACAAUGACAGAUUUGAUUUUAAAGUUAUCUGAUAUGUUUAUUUAUAUCAAUUUUCAUUCAAGUCAAUGCUUUGUUCGGUUUUAUGAAAUAAUGACAACUUUAUCAUUUUUCUUCGAUUUUGUUUUGAGAUUUCUGCAAAGAGGUCAUAUAUAGAUAAUUGCUUGUGGUAGCCGCUAUUGUGUAAACUGAAGGGGUUCGUUUCUUCUCUUGGACUCUAGUGGUAAUUCUCCUGUAGACGCGCGGUACUGAUUGGAUAACUAUAUUGAUCAUGUGCUCGCUAUUUUCUGGUUGGAAACUACGAUCCACAACUGGGUAUAUAUUUUCCGUCUUGUGCUUUUGGACUCAAAUUCAGACGUUUUAAGCUCUGAGAAGGGGCAGACGAAGAAGCAUUCAGCAUGUUUUAAAAUGUUUGCUUUUUUCAAAGCCAUUUUCUAAUUUUGUGCCGCCAAAAAAUUGAUCAGCUUUGGCUCUGGAACUUUUUGGCUUUGGAAGGCUAUACACAAAGACUGGGAUGACCAUGGGCUUCCAUUCGCAUGUUAUCGUUAUUUUGCAAGAGUCGAGCCUGUUUCAAUGCUUUAAUUGAGCCUGUUUUAAUGAAUGGGCAAAGAAAUUCAAAGAAAUCUUUAAUCAUCUUUCAUAAAGUUUACCAUUCAACAGCAAAACCACAUACACCUUAUUUUUCUUUUGGUCUUGAAAUCAUUUUAUCGACCAUAUGUCUUGUGCAUAUGUAUCGUCUAUUUUCGGGUGAAAAGUGAUCUGAGAAUGCAAUUUUUGCUUCAAUAAAGUUAAUUCUUUUUUUGAAUUUUUUUUUCUAAUUAUACAUCGUUAAUCGAAAGCACACUAGAAGAUUGAAUAAUUGACAACAAUUGAAUAGAUCUGCAAUUAAGUUCGCCAUAGGACUUUCUGUAAUUGUACUCAUACAGAGAAAAAACAUUUCCUUCACGGCCUCUUCGCAGUCAGAAUACAUCCUUCUAAGCAUUUAGCAUUGCUUAGUCGCAUAGAGUGUUCUUGAGAAAAGUUUAAUCCUGGACAAACACUUUAUGCAUUGUCAAGUGUAGUUUAGUCGUAUCGAGUGUUCUUUGGCACAAAGUUUGCUCCUGAUCAUAAACAUUUAGCGUUGUAUAGUGUUGUAUAGUCGAAUUGAGUAUUGCUUAGCAUAGUUUGAUCCUCGACAGAAACAUUAUGCAUUGUUAAGUGUUGUUUAGUCGUAUUGAGUGUUCUUGAGAAAAGUUUAAUCCUGGUCAAAAGCUUAUGAAUGACAGGUCUUUUAUAGAAGAUUUAUGUAAAGUAAGAAUGCCACGUUUUAUUAAAACUUUCGUUUCGCAAGGAAAAAAGGUGUGAAAUGUGGCAAAUAUUUUUCUUGAAGGAGGCAACAAAACAGCUUUCAUGAAUGAACGUCCUGUCGUAGUUUGUUAAAAGAAUAAAACUAAUUUCAAAAAAUUAAAUUCUAAUUAUCCAUUUCUGAUAUCCAUUUUUAAAAAAAUCUUAAACAAAUUUUUUGCAGUCAUUUUGAAGUGCUAAAUUCAAUUUCAAGCAUUUUGUAAUUUCAAGCAGCAAAAGAUUAUUUCACAUACACAUUUUUUAAUAGGAAAGUCUGAAACGCUUGAAUAGGCCCCCAUUUAACAAAAAGCGCUGUUGAAAAAGUAUGUUUGAUACUUUUUGAAUUCACUGUCAUUGUUUUCCUAAGCCUAUAAGCUUGUUUUUUUCUGAUUUUCAUGCAACCAAAAGAAUGCCAUUGUCUUGAAAAAACAUUUCUGGUGAACGGCUGAUUUCAGGCAAAAAUAUUUCACCAGCUUUCGACAGUUCUCCUAAGUCUAAAAGCUUUUAUGGACAGCCUUUUUUACAGAUGUUUGCCAAUCAAAAAUACGCCAAACGUAGACUGCCAAGUUUUUCAUACCAAAAAGGUUCUAUUUUUAUGAUAUAAAAAAUACUGCCUCUAAAUAUGAUUGCAAUGAGCUUUAAA
Rhopilema esculentum is the source of this 5060-nucleotide messenger RNA. Its product is annotated as trace amine-associated receptor 1. The record is from RefSeq and is a predicted model, not a curated record. Lineage: Eukaryota; Metazoa; Cnidaria; Scyphozoa; Rhizostomeae; Rhizostomatidae. Gene Ontology annotation, biological process: G protein-coupled receptor signaling pathway. Gene Ontology annotation, cellular component: membrane. Gene Ontology annotation, molecular function: G protein-coupled receptor activity.